Acanthosepion pharaonis is the source of this 480-nucleotide messenger RNA. The record is from the annotation of a GenBank genome assembly. NCBI's taxonomy places the organism in Eukaryota, Metazoa, Mollusca, Cephalopoda, Sepiida, Sepiidae.
AUGUUUUUUUUUCUUAUUUUUCUUUUAUUCUUUGCUUUUUUCCAGUUUUCUUUUGGCUCUCUUUCUUUCUUUGUUAUUUUCUUUCCUAUUUUUCUAUUCCUUUGUUGUCUUUCUUUCUUUCUUUCUUUCUAUUUUUGUCAUCUUCUUUACAUUCUUCUUUUCUUUCUCUUUCAUCUUUCCGUUUUUCUUUCUUUCUUUUUUCUUUCUUUGCAUUUUUGUUUUCUAUUUUUCUGUUCCAUUGUUUCUAUUUUGUUUCUUUGUUUCUUUCUUUCUUUCUCGUUUCUGUCUCUUUCUUUUUCUUAUUUUCUUUCUUUCUAUUUUUGUCUCUUUCUUUCUUUUGUCCCUCUUCUUUUUUCUUUCUUUCUUUGUAUUUUUCUUUCCUAUGAAAAAAUUCCUUUGUUAUUUUCUUUCUUUCUUUUUUCUUUUUCAUUCUUUCUUUUCUAUUUUUUUCCUUUUCUUUUAAUUCUUCUUUUCUUUUGA